Molecule: messenger RNA, 1509 nt
Organism: Penicillium argentinense
Lineage: Eukaryota; Fungi; Ascomycota; Eurotiomycetes; Eurotiales; Aspergillaceae
Product: dolichyl-P-Glc:Glc1Man(9)GlcNAc(2)-PP-dolichol alpha-1,3-glucosyltransferase ALG8
Exons: 6
Coding region: 1-1509 (502 amino acids)
Biological process (GO): protein N-linked glycosylation
Cellular component (GO): endoplasmic reticulum membrane
Molecular function (GO): dolichyl pyrophosphate Glc1Man9GlcNAc2 alpha-1,3-glucosyltransferase activity
Source: RefSeq, a predicted model, not a curated record
AUGGCUGAGCUCUAUCCGUUAUUGGCGCAGUGCGCCAUCGUCGCAGCAGCUUUCAAGGUGCUGCUGUUCCCCGCAUACAAGUCGACGGACUUCGAGGUGCACCGCAAUUGGCUUGCGAUCACCCAUUCUCUUCCUGUUAAAGAAUGGUACUACGAGAAAACCUCCGAAUGGACACUCGAUUACCCCCCGUUCUUCGCAGCCUUCGAAUGGCUCAUGUCGCAAGCGGCUACACAUGUGGAUCCGGCCAUGCUGGUUGUCAAAAAUCUGCAUUAUGAUUCCUGGGAAACGGUCUAUUUUCAGCGGGCUACUGUAAUCUUGACCGAGUUGAUUCUGGUGUUUGCAUUGAGUCGAUUCGUGAAAUCGGCUUCCCCGUGGAAUAAGCAAGCUGCGCAUGUGGCCAGUCUUUCGAUCCUCCUCUCCCCCGGCCUCUUCAUCAUCGACCACAUUCAUUUCCAGUACAAUGGAUUCAUGUACGGUGUUCUUAUUCUCUCGAUUGUCCUCGCCCGCAAGCAGUCAACAAUGCUUCUGAGUGGAAUUCUUUUUGCCGCUUUACUGUGCUUCAAACACAUUUAUCUCUAUCUAGCCCUCGCAUAUUUCGUCUACUUGGGUCGCGCCUAUUGCCUCGACCCGAAAAAUGUUCUCCGGCCUCGAUUUGGUAACAUUCUCAAGCUUGGCGUGAGCGUGAUUGGUGUUUUUGGAGUUUCAUUCGGGCCUUUCGUCCAAUGGGGUCAGCUAUUCCAGCUUAAAGAUCGCCUUUUCCCUUUCUCGAGAGGCUUGUGCCAUGCAUACUGGGCACCCAAUAUCUGGGCCAUGUACUCGUUUACCGACCGGGCUUUGAUUCCUCUCGCACCACGCUUGGGACUAUCGGUGAAUACAGACGCCCUCAAUAGUGUCACCCGUGGCCUCGUGGGAGAUACCUCUUUUGCGAUUCUUCCAGAGAUCACCAGUGGACAGACGUUUAUACUCACUUUUGUCUUUCAACUGAUCCCGCUUAUGAAGCUAUGGCUUCGUCCAGAUUGGGAUACCUUUCUCGGCGCACUCACGCUCUGCGGAUACGCAUCAUUCUUGUUUGGCUGGCACGUCCACGAAAAAGCUGUCUUGUUGAUCAUCAUCCCGUUCAGUCUGAUCGCUCUCAAAGAUCGCCGUUACUUUAGCGCAUUCCGACCUCUAGCCGUUGCCGGACAUGUGUCUCUCUUUCCCCUGCUAUUCACAGCCGCUGAAUUUCCGCUCAAGACAGUUUACACUGUAUUCUGGCUGAUCCUCUUCCUCUUUGUUUUCGACCGGGUCGCGCCAGUCCCAGAACGACCGCGUAUCUUCGUGUUCGACCGACUUGCUCUGCUUUAUCUCACCUUUGCAAUCCCUUUGAUUGUGUACUGUUCACUAGUCCACCAGCUGAUCUUCGGGUUCGAGCGCCUGCAAUUUUUGCCCUUGAUGUUCAUGAGCAGCUAUUGUGCGCUGGGUGUUGUUGGUAGCUGGAUUGGGUUUAUGGUGGUUUAUUUUACCGCAUAG